AUGAUUGCUCCCUUAAACAUCUUAUUUAUUUUUUUUGCUUUAAUAAACGUGGGGGGCAGCAAACCUGCACUAGAAAGUCUAAAAAAAUGCAAACCAGAUAAGGCAGUGGGAAACGGGCUACUACAAUCUUACUUUGACUUGCCAGAAUCACAGAACUCCAGAAAAUUUGAUUACUCCAAACCCAAUGAUAAUGCUGCAAGGAUUGAUUGGUCAAGAUCCUCCAAUUUUGUGGAGAUUUCAGAGCUGAGACAAGGCUGGCUGGAGAUUAGAGCUGCAAUUCAGGAUUUUGAAUGCUGGUGCAACCCUGAGCAUUAUGAAUUGUUUUACAAACUAAAGGAUCUCCUACAUUUCUUGAAGAGGAUGGUUCAGGUAAGGUUAUAUGACAUACCAAAACAAGAACAGAUUGAAUUACAUGGCGACUUACUUCUUGAUGUUAGAAAGAAGGUGUCAAAAGAAUUUCCCGAGUAUUGGGAUAGUUUAGAAACAAAGCUGGUCACAUUUCAAAUUGAUGAUCACUUUAAAGAUUACUUUGAGAGUGAGAUUGAAGCCCAAUGA
Messenger RNA from Puccinia graminis f. sp. tritici CRL 75-36-700-3, 555 nucleotides. RefSeq lists its product as uncharacterized. The record is from RefSeq and is a predicted model, not a curated record. Lineage: Eukaryota; Fungi; Basidiomycota; Pucciniomycetes; Pucciniales; Pucciniaceae. The transcript has 4 exons. Bases 1 to 555 code for a protein of 184 amino acids.